AUGGAGGCUCAGGAUGCAGAGGAGGGCCCAGGACCUGGGAUCUUCAAAGCAAAGCUGAGAGACCCACUGCGGAGGCCCGAGGCCCAGCAGCAACCCAGCUCUCGGGCGGGGCGCCGGUGCUCAGGGUGGCACUGCUGUGCAGGGCUGGGAGCCCUGGCGCUGCUGGCUGGUGUGAGCGUCGGCUCCUGGCUUCUCGUGCUGUAUCUGUAGCCAGCGGCCUGUCAGCCUGCUGCCGGACCCUUGCAGGAUGAGGACAUCCCUUUGGGCUGCUCCGAGGCCAGCGGUGAGGAAGCCCUACUCCCCGUGCUUCCCAGAGCAGUAUCUUUCAGAAUAAACACUGAGGACUUCUUGCUGGAAGUACAGGUGAGGGCACAGCCAGACUGGCUCCUGAUCUGCCACGAGGGCUGGAGCUCUGCCCUGGGGGUGCGGAUCUGCCAGAGCCUUGGGCAUCUCAGACUCACUCACCACAAGGGAGUGAACCUGUCUGACAUCAAGCUCAACAGCUCCCGGGGGUUUGCUCAGCUCCCUCCCAGACUGGAAGGCCUCCUGGAGGAGGUGUGGCUGCCCAGGAACAGCUGUGCUUCCGGCCAGAUCGUUUCCCUCAGGUGCUCUGAGUGUGGGGCCGGGCCCCUGGCCUCCCGGAUCGUCGGCAGGCAGGCUGUGGCUCCUGGGCGCUGGCCCUGGCAGGCCAGUGUGGCCCUGGGCUCCCGGCACACGUGUGGGGGCUCUGUGCUAGCCCCGCGCUGGGUGGUGACGGCUGCUCACUGUGUGCACAGUUUUAGGCUAUCUGGCCUGUCCAGCUGGCGGGUCCAUGUGGGGCUGGUCAGGCACAGUGCCGUCAGGCCCCACCAGGGGGCUGUGGUGGAGAGGAUCAUCCCUCACCCUCUCUACAGCACCCAGAAUCAUGACUACGACAUCGCCCUCCUCCGGCUCCGGACGCCGCUCAACUUCUCAGAUAGCGUGGGUGCUGUGUGCCUGCCAGUCGAGAAGCAAGAUUUUCCAAGAGGCUCGCGGUGCUGGGUGUCUGGCUGGGGCCACACCGACCCCAGCCACACCCACAACUCAGAUACGCUCCAGGACACGGUGGUGCCCCUGCUCAGCACCCAGCUCUGCAACAGCUCUUGCAUGUAUAGUGGGGCACUCACCCCCCGCAUGCUGUGUGCUGGCUACAUGGACGGGAGGGCUGAUGCGUGCCAGGGUGAUAGCGGGGGCCCCCUGGUGUGCCUGGACGUGGGCACCUGGCACUGUGGGGUGGUCAGCUGGGGCCGUGGCUGUGCAGAGCCCAAUCACCCGGGCAUCUAUGCCAAGGUUGCUGAGUUCCUGGACUGGAUCCAUGACACUGCAAGGGUGAGUACCCAGGCGCACCGAGCCCGCACCCCCCGCCCCACCCCGCGCGCAGUGUGGCGGGGCGGGGCUUGUCCCAGGGGCGGGGCCCCAGGGCACCCCCGUGGCCAGGCGGCCCCGCCCCCUCCCUCCGGCGCCCUGGUGCUCCGGCGCUGCGCAGCCGUCCAGCCUCAGUGCCGGAACCGGCCGCCUCCCGCGCGCACCGCGCCGCCUCCGCGCCUUGUCCCUGCACUGCACGCCGGCCCCGCGCCCGGCUCCGCCCCGCCCCGCCGCGGCCGGUCCACUGCUCCCCGCGGGCCGGAGCCGGCCAAGCGCCUGCCCGCCGGGGCUCUGAACCGCGCGGCGGGGCCGGGAGUCAGGGACCCGCUGAGGAGAGCGGCGGCCCGGACGGCUGCCAGAGGCGCGGCCGCGCGUGGAUGCGGCGGGAGCCGGAAGCCUCGAGCAGCCGGCGCCGUCUCUGCCCCCGGGCGCCCUAUGGCUUGA
Molecule: messenger RNA, 1827 nt
Organism: Odobenus rosmarus divergens (Pacific walrus)
Lineage: Eukaryota; Metazoa; Chordata; Mammalia; Carnivora; Odobenidae
Gene: TMPRSS5
Product: transmembrane protease, serine 5
Biological process (GO): proteolysis
Cellular component (GO): plasma membrane
Molecular function (GO): serine-type endopeptidase activity
Source: RefSeq, a predicted model, not a curated record